Carica papaya (papaya) is the source of this 1807-nucleotide messenger RNA. Lineage: Eukaryota; Viridiplantae; Streptophyta; Magnoliopsida; Brassicales; Caricaceae. The record is from RefSeq and is a predicted model, not a curated record.
GAGAGGAGACCAGCCAUGACUAUAAGACAGUAGUUAAAUUAUACAUAUUGUCUGUAUGUAUCCUCGUGAAUGUCCUUCCAUUGACCCGCAGAGAAAUUUUCUUCUUUCCUCUUUCCUUGCUUCCACAAGUCUUCUCCUUUUCCUUUCCUCCCCAUUCUUUUCCUUCCAUCCAAACAGAGAAACCCCAACGCACAGAGAUAUUGAACGAAUGGGUAAUCCUCAUUUCUCUUCUUUCCACCUUAUCUUCUUCACUUUCCUCCUCCAUGCAUUCAUCCACCGUGGCUUCUCCAACCCGGAAAAUCAAAACCCCAGCAGAGAAACUCUCGAAAUAAUAAUCGGCGGCGGCGGUCCUCCCGCUCCCUCGCCGGAAAAUCCGGACUGUCCGCCGCCGGCACCUCCCCCGGAACCAGAAUGCCCUCCACCACCACCUCCCCCGGAACCGGAAUGCCCUCCGCCGCCACCACCACCAAAACCUCAUCGGCCGGCGACGGUUCAUUAUCCUCCGCCUCGGCCCCCGACUCAGGUGCCGCCGUUCGGAGGGUUUGAAAACGAGUUGCUUCAAAGAGUCAGCCCUGUAAUCGAAAGAUUUCGGAGAAGAAUCGUAGAUGACCCAACAGGGUUGACGCAGAACUGGCAUGGUAAAGAUAUUUGCAGCUACAAUGGCUUGAAAUGCGACUUUCUUCCCGGGACGAAGAAGAGAGCUCUUGCUUCAAUCGACUUUAAUCGCCGACGACUCGCGGGCGGCCAUGAUUUUUCCCUCAACGGUUUCAUCGAGAAGCUCCCGGAACUUGCAAUCUUCCACGCCAACUCCAACAACUUCACCGGCACAAUCCCGAAAUCCACCAGCAAGCUCAAGUACUUCUACGAACUCGAUCUGAGUAACAACAAGUUGUCCGGCGAGUUUCCGGCCGAGCUUCUCAAUUCCCGCCUUUUGACAUUCUUGGACCUCCGGUUCAACUCAUUCUCCGGCUGCGUUCCACCGGAAAUCUUCAACAUAGACCUCGACGUCUUCUUCAUCAACAACAAUAAAUUUAUUCAAACCCUCCCGGAAAACCUCGGCUCCUCCAGAGCCCUGUACUUCACUUUCGCUAACAAUAACUUCACCGGUCCGAUCCCGAGAAGCAUCGGAAAAGCUCCAUUUUUACUCGAGAUUCUCUUCUUGAACAACCAGCUUUCCGGAUGUUUACCGUACGAGAUCGGGUUUUUGGUCAACUCCACCGUGUUCGACGCCGGCCGGAAUUUCUUGACCGGCCCGAUUCCGCUUUCUUUUGGGUGCUUACAGAAGAUGGAGAUCCUCAACUUCGCCGGAAACAUGCUAUACGGGGCGGUGCCGGAGAUUGUCUGCAAGUUGCCGAAUCUGAGAAACUUGUCGCUCUCUGAGAAUUUUUUCACCCAAGUUGGACCGGAGUGUCGGAAGUUGAUUAACAAGAAGGUUCUUGACGUAAGGAAGAACUGCAUUUUGGGUAUUCCUGAUCAGAAAUCGCCAUAUGAGUGUGCUGUGUUCUUCUCGAAACGUCAGCUUUGCGAGAAUCCGGAAUCGAUGAAGUGGAUUCCUUGCAGGAAAGAUGGGUACGUGACUCCAUUGGAGACGUCGGAGAAGAGGGGAGAUAGUCCGGCUCCGUCGCCGAUGAUUUACCGUACUCUUGCACCAGGUCGGUCGUGAUUUGGGUUCUGUCUUCUUGAUUCUUAAAAAUCGGUAUAUAUAUAUAUAUAUGUAUGUAUGUAUGUAUGUAUCUACGUGAUUGUGUAUGUUGAUGGAAGAUGGUGGUGUCAGGGGAAUUUUAAUAAAUGUAAGUGUAUUGUACCA